CAGGGUUAAUACCAGUUUUCAAUGGAGAUCUGAUUUUAUUCUGAUUCUUGCAAUAAUGCAGGAUUAAAUAUCAAGGCUAAAUUGGUCGUGGAUAACGAGCUGAUAGCGAUUGGCUGUGUAAUUUGGAGCGAAUGUCCCGUUUAAUUUCAUCAUCGCGGUUAAUUGCGGUCUGCUAAUCGAACGAAAUAUAUAAUCGACGGAAGUUUGGGAGGUUCGAGUGUGCGAACGCAACGGGAGGAUCAGCAUGGUUCCAACCUUGUACAAGCAGCCAGUUUGUUUAACAUUCGUGUCUGCAUUGUUUGAAACGCCUGCGCGAAUUUCCUCGGGAAUGGACGUGGCAGUGGUAGGGGUAGCGCGGGAUUCAGGGUCGAAAUUGCACGGUGGUUGAAAAGCAUCGGACAUCAGUCGAGGACAGGCGGUCUCGCGUUUAAGUGGUCUAUCAAUUCCAUGUCGCCUUUGGUCCUGUUCUUUCAUUACGGAGUUCUGGCCAUCAUUUUCGGGAACGGUUUUGGGGAUGAACACGAAUACAGACUGACGAAAUAUCUGCUCGAUGGGUACGACGCCGGUGUACGACCAGCUAAAAAUUCCUCCCAACCGUUGGCAGUCGUCUUUGGCCUUUCUCUUCAUCACAUAAUCGACGUGGACGAGAAGAACCAGAUACUGACAACCAACUGUUGGGUGACGCAGGUCUGGACCGACCAUCAUUUGAAAUGGAACGCCUCGGAAUUUGCUGGGAUUCAAGUGAUCCGUGUUCCUUACAAUCGCGUCUGGAGGCCAGAUACGAUCUUGUACAACAACGCCGAUCCACAGUACAGCUCGGCGGUCAUCAAUACGAACGUGAUAGUCAGUCACACGGGCGAGGUGGUGUGGUUAAGCCACGGGAUAUUUCGCAGCAGCUGCGACAUCAACGUGGAGUUCUUCCCUUUCGACGAGCAACGCUGCGUCCUGAAAUGGGCCUCCUGGACGUACGAUGGAUACCAACUGGAGCUGGAGAGGCAAAGCGAGCAGGGAGACGUGAGCAAUUACCAAGCAAACGGUGAAUUCGACCUGGUCAAUUUCUCAGCGAGAAGAAACAUCGAGUACUACUCCUGUUGUCCGGAACCGUAUCCAGAUAUUACCUACGAGAUACGGCUACGACGACGACCGACAUUUUACGUCUUCAACUUGAUACUUCCGUGUAUACUGAUCAACAGUGUUGCCCUGUUGGUAUUCUACGUGCCGUCUGAAUCGGGGGAAAAAGUCACCCUCGGGAUUUCAGCGCUUCUCUCUAUGACGGUCUUCCUAAUGACUAUUCGCGAGACACUGCCGCCCACGGAGAAAACACCAUUGAUAAGUCUUUAUUACGGUGUCAGUAUAUGCCUGGUAUCGUUCGCUUCAGGAUUAGCAGUGGUCACCUUGAAUCUUCAUCAUCGUGGGGUUCAAGGUACCAGAGUGCCCGGUAUCGUUCGAUCGUUGGUUUUGGACAAGCUCGCCAGGAUAGUGUUUCUUAAUUUCCAGGAAGAGAAAAGAUCGGAGCCAGUCGAGCCGCCCAGAAGAAAAAACAAUUGCCCACUGCACUGCAAACCGGAGUUGGCCCAGUCGCAGUCGUCGCCCAAGUUCGUGACCAGAAGAGAGGAAAGUAACAGCAGCAGCCCUAGUUUAGAUCUUGGGAAAGAGAGCAGCCUGGAAGCUCAGUGGUUGCGCGUACUAGGAAGAGUGCACGCGACGAUCGAGAGGAACGAAAAGCGACUAGCGGAGCAGGAUCGUCGCGAACGAAUGGAAUUAGAUUGGAAACAGGUCGCACUGGUCAGCGAUCGAGCGCUACUUUGCGUUUUUUUCUUGACAACGAUCGUCAGCACCACCGUCAUCCUCUGUGGCUCUCCACCAACCACGAACAUCGCCAAAGAGGGUUAGAUUCGAGAGGGACGCUGAUAAGAAAAUUAAGUUAACCGAGCACGAGAUUCGAGUAACUUCGUUUCGAAUAAGAUCGAUGGAUUAGGUAUCGAGCAUUGGUAAUUAUAAGUAAUCUUUAGAGAUAAGAUGUAUAUCGUUCGUCUACUGGAGAUAAACUGCUGCGAAAAUAAAUUUUUUCUGUUUUGUGACAAUGUGUUUUUUUUUUAUUAAUUUCAGAUAUACUCUAUAUAAAAAUUCCAUAA
This is a messenger RNA of Heterotrigona itama, 2135 nucleotides long. NCBI's taxonomy places the organism in Eukaryota, Metazoa, Arthropoda, Insecta, Hymenoptera, Apidae. The record is from the annotation of a GenBank genome assembly.